This is a messenger RNA of Phialemonium atrogriseum, 1734 nucleotides long. RefSeq names its product putative aspartic-type endopeptidase. Gene Ontology annotation, molecular function: aspartic-type endopeptidase activity. The transcript has a single exon. Gene Ontology annotation, biological process: proteolysis. Lineage: Eukaryota; Fungi; Ascomycota; Sordariomycetes; Cephalothecales; Cephalothecaceae. Bases 495 to 1322 code for a protein of 275 amino acids. The record is from RefSeq and is a predicted model, not a curated record.
GGCGAGUCUCGACAACGAGGUAAGUGCUUACUGUUCUGGUCGAGGCUUUCAUAGCCCCCCCGAAUACAAGAGCCUAAUGAUGUGCGCAGCAAACUCUCUACUUUAUCAACACUACUAUCGGGACACCGCCGCAGUCAAUAAGACUGCAUCUAGACACCGGAAGCAGCGACUUGUGGGUCAACACGCCGGGCUCUGAGCUGUGCCUGGUGAAGUCCCAGCCCUGCCAGUUCGCCGGGGCAUACUCAGCAAACUCCUCGUCGACCUACGAGUACGUCGGCAGCUAUUUUAACAUUUCGUACGUGGAUGGCUCGGGGGCAAGCGGCGACUACGUCUCCGACACGGUCACGAUCGGCCAACAAAAGCUCAAACGGUUGCAAUUCGGUAUCGGCUACUCGAGCACGUCUUCGCAGGGCAUCUUGGGCAUUGGGUACGAGAUCAACGAGGUCCAGGUUGGCCGGGCUCAGAAGUCGCCGUACAAGAAUCUCCCGUCACAGAUGGUUGCGGAUGGCCUGAUCCAGUCUAAGGCUUUCAGUCUCUGGCUGAACGACCUGGGCUCGAACACGGGCAGCAUUCUCUUCGGAGGUGUCGACAGCGAGAAGUACACCGGGCCACUCGAAACGCUCCCCAUCCAGUCCGGAUCCGGAGUCUUUUCCGAGUUCCUGAUAACCUUGACCGACAUCCAGCUGGGCACCCAGUCCAUCUCGAGCAACAUCGCUUUGGCUGUGCUCCUCGACUCUGGUUCCUCCCUCACCUAUCUUCCGGACGAGAUAGUCCAGGACAUAUUCAAUGUCGUGGACGGCCGGUACGAUACUGAUGAGGGCGUCGCCUACGUACCCUGCUCCCUCGCCAGCGAAAACAAAAACCUCACCUUCACCUUCUCCUCUCCGAAAAUCGCCGUAUCGAUGAAGGAGCUCGUGCUCAACCUCGUCACCAACAACGGCAAGCGACCGGCCUUCGAGGACGGGGUCCCCGCAUGCCUGUUCGGCAUCGCCCCAGCGGGGCGGGGCACCAACGUGCUGGGCGACACUUUCCUGCGCUCGGCCUACGUCGUCUACGACCUGGACAACAACGAGAUCUCCCUAGCCCAGACCCGCUUCAACACGACCUCGAGCGCCGUCCUCGAGAUCGGCACCGGCAACAAGGCCGUCCCGCACGCCACUUCGGUCGCCGAGGCCGUCAAGGCCACGCAGGGCAUCGUGCGCGGAAAUGCGAAGCUCAGGAGCUCCGCCGCUGCGGCGCCGGCGAAGCCCCUGAUGGGUGCUGUCUCGGCCGCGGCGAUGGCGCUCACCAUCAACUUCUUACUCACCACCACCUUUGCGUAAAAAUUUCCGUGUUUAUCGAUAAGCCCUUUUUUUCCCCCGGUAUCUCACGCGGCGGGGCCGUAAGCGAGGACGGCUUUUGGAACGGGGGCAUAGACAGACAGACAUACAUAUACUGGACAGAUUGCAUUGGGGAUGGCGUUCACUGAUUUUGGUAUCAAGAAGGUCCUGGGAGUUCGGUAUAUGCGGGUGAUAGGCUAUGGCAAAGAAUGGGCUGCCGGCUUCUGGUUUUGCCCGGCGUUGCUCUUGUUAUUUUGAAUAUUGAUCAUCGAUACAGCUCUGCACCGAGGACAUGCUUGGGCAGACUUGUGGAUACUUUUGGGUUAUGAACUGGAUGUGGAUGGGAAACUACUUACAUAGAAUGACCCACACAAGUGGACAGCCCACGAUCAAUGAACCUUUCCCGCUUCCUGAG